AUGGCGCCUAAUCCCAAGAAAGGUGGAAAGACUGCGCCUUUGGCGCCCAUCAAGGAUACUCGUUUCGCCCAUGUGCACCGGGACCCCCGCUUCAGGAGACCUCAAAAGAGCGACUCCAAGGUUACGGUCGACUCUCGCUUUUCAUCCAUGCUCAAGGGCAAGGAGUUUUCGAGCGCACCCAAGGUCGACAAAUACGGACGAAAACUCCAGAGCUCAGCGAGCGAUAGACAAAUGAAGCGAUUCUAUCAGCUCCAAAAGGGCGAGGUUGGCAGCGACGAAGAGGAGAGUGAUGACGAUGAGGAUCAGGAUGAGGAGGACGAGGAUGUCGGUGUUUCUGGAUCGGAUUCAGAAUCCGAAGUAGAGAACGAGGACGCAUACGAUCCUAUGCGUGGUAGAGGUGUUAUUAGUGGCUCGGACUCGGAUUCUGAUAUCGAUGAGGAGGUUGCGGCUGAGCUGGACGCUGAGGCCGAGGCUCACGAGGAUGAGGAGGAAGAAGAAGAAGAGGAUGACGUUCCAAGAGGAGAUGAAUCACAUCGCUUUGCCUGUGUUAACCUGGACUGGGAUCAUGUCAAGUCCAUUGAUUUGUUCAAGGUCUUUUCAGGAUUUAAACCGGAGAAAGGAGCUAUCAGGUCGGUCAAAAUCUAUCCAUCAGAGUUUGGAAAGGAACGUAUGGAGCGAGAGGAACGCGAGGGACCCCCACCAGAGAUCUUCCAGAAAGCGUCGGCCUCCAAAAACAAGGAUGACGAGGAUGAGGAUGAGGACGAGGAGGAUGAGGAGAUAGACGAAAAGACUCUUAUCAGGAACCAAACCGACGAAGGAAACGAACAGGUCGACUCUGAAGCCUUGCGAAGGUACCAGCUCGAUCGCCUCAAAUAUUACUAUGCUGUUGUCGACUGCGAUUCCGUCGAGACUGCAAAGGCCAUUUGCGAGGCAUGCGAUGGCGCCGAGUACGAAAGUAGCGCCAACUUUUUCGAUCUGAGAUAUAUCCCGGACGGCAUGGAGUUUGAUGAUAUGCCCCGCGAUUCGGCCUUUGGCGCGCCCGAGAACUACAAACCCAAUGAUUUCAUAACCCAGGCUUUCCAGCACUCGAACGUUAAGUUGACCUGGGACGAAGAUGAUGCGGACAGAAUCAAGGUCACUCGCCAAAAGUUCUCGAAGAAGGACUUGGAAGACAUGGACUUCAAGGCCUACCUUGCUUCCUCGGACGACGACUCGGAGGACGAGGAUGACAUUGAGGCCACAAAGCGCAGGUACCGUGCUCUAUUGGAGGGUGGAAAUAAGGAUUCAGAUGAUAGCGACGUUGACAGCGACGAUGACAAGAACCAGGAGAUGGAGAUCACAUUCGCUCCAGGCUUGAGCGAGGCUGCUGCAGAAUUAUUGGAGGCCAAGAAGCAGCGUGAGCUGCCAGUCAAGGAAGAGACUUCUAUCGAGGCCUACAAGCGCAAGGAGAAGGAACGCAAACAGCGCAAGAAGGACGCGCGGGCUUCCAAAUUCAAGGGCAGCGAUGAAAGUGAUGAUGAUAGCGACGAUCAAGGUAACUCAUCACGGUUCUUGCAAUGUCUCCUGGGUUCGAGAAUCAACCAUCAGGUAUUUUCCUUUACCCUUCUCACAUUAUCGCAUUCAUCUUUUGUUUUCUUAAUUUAUAGGCGGUGA
Messenger RNA from Gamsiella multidivaricata, 1653 nucleotides. RefSeq lists its product as uncharacterized. The transcript is spliced from 3 exons. Gene Ontology annotation, biological process: rRNA processing. The coding region runs from base 1 to 1653 and encodes 550 amino acids. Lineage: Eukaryota; Fungi; Mortierellomycota; Mortierellomycetes; Mortierellales; Mortierellaceae. Gene Ontology annotation, molecular function: RNA binding. The record is from RefSeq and is a predicted model, not a curated record.